AUGAACCUAAAGUCAGAACAACACGACAAGCCUGAUGGAUGGCCGAGCGGCUUCUCAGAAUCUCCACACGAUUUCUUCUGCCUGUCUUUCCCACAUCACGGGCUUUUCCUGCUUGGACCUCCACUCGGCCCCAAGGCCAGCGCCUGGCUUGAGCAUCUGGGCAUGGUUCCCACCUUAUCCUCUUUCUCGAUGGGGAUCGCGGCUCGGGAAGCCUCGCCAUUCGCCAGCGCCGACUCGGCGUCGACGAAGGACCAACUCCCCGGCAGACUCUAUCGGGCCAUAACUGCACCUGCGGGAUGGCGCAGCCUAGCUUGGGGGCUCCAGAGUUUCCACAUUUUGGGAGAUGGAUCUCUCUUGGAGCGUCCUCUCCUCUGCGGAAGUGCCGCAGAUGGAGCUGUGAUGCACGAUGUGCCUGGCGAGGUGGUUGUGUAUAUACAUAUCGUCGAGUUUCUUCUUCUUCUCUGCCCUUUUGAGAAUUCUCUUCUUCAACGCCGCUCUCAUCGACAAUUUCUCACGAGUAGCCUCUCGUGCCUCUCCUUAUCCUUUGUGUUAUUCUUAAUUAUAGACACACGUCUCUCAUUGCUUAUACGUGUCUAA
Molecule: messenger RNA, 597 nt
Organism: Colletotrichum costaricense
Lineage: Eukaryota; Fungi; Ascomycota; Sordariomycetes; Glomerellales; Glomerellaceae
Exons: 1
Coding region: 1-597 (198 amino acids)
Source: RefSeq, a predicted model, not a curated record